This is a messenger RNA of Histoplasma mississippiense, 3300 nucleotides long. RefSeq lists its product as hypothetical. Gene Ontology annotation, molecular function: cysteine-type deubiquitinase activity. The transcript has 3 exons. Gene Ontology annotation, biological process: protein deubiquitination. The coding region runs from base 1 to 3300 and encodes 1099 amino acids. The record is from RefSeq and is a predicted model, not a curated record. Gene Ontology annotation, cellular component: cytoplasm. NCBI's taxonomy places the organism in Eukaryota, Fungi, Ascomycota, Eurotiomycetes, Onygenales, Ajellomycetaceae.
AUGGGCGGCGAGGACCCAUCCCGGGGGAUAGGUGCCUCUUCAAGAUCUGUUCCGCAAAGCCAUUCGAAUCAUACUGUUGAGCGACUUGAGGAUAUCACUGCGUCCAUGAAAAUUGAUGAGGGAGCAUCCCUGAACGAACUACUCCGCACCUCGGAAGAUUCCAUCCAAAAUUCCAAGAUAUCCCUAGCAAAUGGGAAACUAGAUCUAGCCUUCGAUGACUAUCUCCGGGCUUCAGAAAUCACUAUCAACGCCAUACCAAAUCACGCAGAUUAUUAUUAUAUGAGACGACAACAUCCGGGGUGGAAUGAUCGGUUUAUAAAAAUGUUGGCAACUAUUCGAUCGCAAGAAGAAACUAUGUCGAGCGUAAAGCACAAGAUUGACCAAAGCAAAAAGUCCCUCAACGGCCAUCAAACAACUUCUCCCGCUCAGGGGAAGCUUUCCCGCACAUCUCCCACCGAAGUAGAUUCUGCUUAUAGCCCAUCUCUCCCUAUGCAUCGUCGCAGCCAACCCUCGAAUGAACCUCCACUUCGCAUGCCCAGCCCAUCCAACUUCCAGCCCAAGCGGCCCGCAUCUGUUACCCCACAAAGUUAUUCUAUCAGUCAGCCAAACACUGAGCAGAGACCCGGAUCGGAGAUCCCUCGCAAACAAGUUAAUUCAGAGAUCAGUGCCUCAGAUAAUCUUGCCCUGAGAUUUGCGGAGUUGAGGAGGUCACGCCAAAAUAGAAGUUCAAAUGCGGCUGAGCAGAAUGGCAUUCCUCACAGCAGUACAUCAUCCCCAUCAUCUCCAGCAGAGCGGCCAUUAUCAAGAGACAACGCAUUAAACUACCCUAACUCAAGACCUCUUGGACCCCGCGAUAUGAGCUCAUCGCGAAAUCCUCCUGUUAUACCGCCGAAAGUUCCAUUACAUGUAGCAAACACCUCACUUCCUCGCUACCCGAGUCCAGCAUAUAGUCCAGUGUGGACAGUUCCAUGGCAACCGCCCUCGAACCCACCCAAGACAUCAACUGAUACUGCUAACCCGGGUAUAUCUCUCCAGACGCCGUCUCUCAAUGGCUCACUGAGUGACAAUCUAAACGGAUAUAACGGUGACAGCCCAUACCGAUCCCAAACGCCAAAUAGCGUUUACUCGAGGGGAGACGCACCGAGCCGCUCCGCAGACAUUCCUCUGCAGCCAACUAUACAUCCGGAUAGGCUGUACGAUUAUCUUCAAAAGUACGAUGUAUUACUCAUCGAUGUCCGCCCGCGGGAUAGGUUCGACGCCGGUCACAUUUAUUCCAAGUCAAUUAUAUGUAUAGAGCCGGUUGCUCUUAAAGAAAAUGUGUCCGCUGAAGAGCUCGAAGAUCGGUUGGUUCUCUCUCCAGAGGUGGAGCAGUCUCUUUUCGGCAGAAGGAACGAGUUCGAUUUGGUUGUUUACUAUGAUCAGAAUACGCGGGAGGCGUCCUACCUUGUUGGCUCUCCAGCAGGUAGCAGCCUACCACAUCUGCGGGCCAUCUACGACACCUUAUACGAAUUCAAUGCUUACAAGCCCCUCAAGGAUGGGCGACAACCUGCUCUUUUGGUUGGCGGGCUUGAUGCGUGGAUCGAUCUCGUUGGCCCUCACGCAUUAGCUACUUCUAAAACAGCUGCUGUUAUGAGCUCAAUCCAUGCUCGGAGGCCAGCCCAGGUCGCAGCCAAACCUCUUAAACGAGUACCUACUGCUAGCGCAAAUUCCAGCUGGGAAGUAAGAAAGCGCAGGUUGCGUGAAUAUAAACCCCUUAACCCCGAAGAGGAACGCGUCUGGCUCGAAAAAGCUAGGAAUGAGGAAAUCGACCCUUCCACUUAUGUAGCAGAGGAUGGGGCUAUCACGGAAGAGCCUGAUGGCUAUGAUAAUCAAGAGCACCCCAGUCCGUUUGUGCAUGAUUAUGAAGAUUUCUUUAGAAGGUUCCCCGAACCUCAUGAUAUUAGACAGUCCAUGGUUGGAGCACAUGCGCAAGCAAUCUCACCUCAAAUUCCUUUGCCUGAACCUUCUCUACCUCCGUCACUUCCUCGUCCUACGCCGGCAGUUCCUCGACCCAUAUACAGCGGCGUGUCUGAGGGUAGGCAUGUUCAAGCCCCCCUUGCCCGGCAAUCAUCCGCGUCUAAAACAGCGUUAUAUGCUUCAAGUUCACCAAUUGACCGCAUGAAAUUACCACGCACCGGCCUCGUCAACAUGGGUUCGACGUGUUAUAUGAAUGCUAUCAUCCAAUGUUUGAGCGUCACCGUUCAACUAACCAAAUUUUUUAUCGACAAUCGAUUCCAUUCCCAAGUACAGAAAAACUGGAAGGGCUCGCAAGGUAUUCUUCCUGGUUUGUUCGCGAACCUCGUAAGGUCGUUAUGGAAAAAUGAUGUCGAGGUUAUCCGUCCUACGUCGUUUCGAAAUUUUAUUGGACGGCUAAAUCCCGAAUGGGCUGGCAGCCGACAACAGGACGCAAAGGAAUUUUUUGACGUUCUCCUCGACUGCCUACAUGAAGAUCUGAAUUUGAACUGGAAUAGAACACCGCUCAGGCCGCUGACAACUGAACAAGAAAUGCGCCGCGAACAGAUGCCAAUCGAACAAGUUUCAACAAUCGAAUGGAAUCGAUACUGCCACCGCGAAUACUCCUACAUUUCCUCAUUAUUUGCCGGGCAACAUGCCAGCCGACUUCGCUGCAGAACAUGCCGGCGUACUUCCACCACCUAUGAAGCAUUCUUCAGUAUCAGUGUUGAAAUUCCGACAUCCCCAGCAUCGGGCGCAGGAGACCUCUAUCAAUGUCUCAAUAGCUACUGCCAAGAGGAAAUGCUCAGCGGUGACGAAGUUUGGAAGUGCCCAUACUGUCGUUCCGAACGCGAGGCCACAAAACAGAUCAUUCUCACAAGGGCUCCUCGUUUCCUCGUAAUCCAUUUUAAACGCUUUUCGCUCUCCCGUUAUCAGCAAACGCGCAAAAUACACACCGCUAUCAACUUCCCCAUUACCGGCCUAGACAUCACGUCGUUUAUGGCUCCGCCCAUCCGCACCUCAUCUGCCCCCAACGGGAGAACUGAUGGGAACAAUAAUCAACUACAGCCGGAGCUUGCGACCACCCCCCCUUACAUUUACAACGCCUACGGCAUCGUCCGCCAUAUAGGCUCCUCAAGUAGUGAAGGGCACUACAUAUCCCUCGUCAGAGAUGACCGCCGUGGAUGUUGGCGCAAAUUUGAUGACCAACGAGUGACAGAUUUCAACCCCAUGGGCUUGAAGCCGGCUGAUAGCCUUCAAAAUGAUCAGGCAUACCUUGUAUUUUAUGAACGAAAGCUAGCAUAUUAG